Molecule: messenger RNA, 3211 nt
Organism: Tribolium castaneum (red flour beetle)
Lineage: Eukaryota; Metazoa; Arthropoda; Insecta; Coleoptera; Tenebrionidae
Gene: aPKC
Product: atypical protein kinase C
Exons: 8
Coding region: 240-2240 (666 amino acids)
Biological process (GO): protein phosphorylation; establishment or maintenance of cell polarity
Cellular component (GO): cytoplasm; nucleus
Molecular function (GO): protein binding; ATP binding; protein serine/threonine kinase activity
Source: RefSeq, a predicted model, not a curated record
GCCAUCCCUUCAUCUAUCGCGGCGUCGCGACGUCCAACGCACCGGCAACGCUGCCACACACGUCCCCCGUCGUUAGUUUUCAGUACCUGUCCGCUUAUUCGCAAACCCCUCUUCCGUAAAUUAAUUUCGAACAAAAAAUCAACGAACGAUUCACUCAGGUGGCGUCGCGACGCUUUCCCCCUUAUUUAACCCCGUAGUAGCCCCCUUGUGAUAUGCGUCUUUAAACCGUCGCUGGCGUCAUGGCUUGGGGUUAUUGGAGCGCUACGACAGUGUCGGACCGCGGCCGCAGCCCCCGAAGGAACCAGAAUGGCACCGUCAACAACCACCAGCAAAGCUUGCCCGUCAGUAUCGAAGAUCGCCCCUCGGUGUCUCAAACGUACGCUGGGGCCCCCGUCAAUUCCAACAAUAACACGACGACGUCGUCGUCCAGCGGCCAAUUGCAAGGCGAGUUCGAGGAAGUGGCGGCGUUUUCGAGGCGGCCCUCGUUGGAUUUGUCGCUGGUUGGGCCGCAAGGUGCCCUGGCGGGGAUCUUGUGUGCUGCUCAUAGUAGUAAACAGGGAGGGACGUUGUCUGCGGGUAACACUUUGACGAGGGUCGGGAGUAAACAUACGGCGGUGGAGUAUGCAGUUCCACAUCAUCUCUACCACCACCACCCGACUUACAUAGAAUACCAUCAUAAGCAGUUGUCCUUUUCGGACGAUGAUAGCAGCUCGGAGCCCGGAUAUGCCACAGUUUUCCCGAAUGUGCCGCCACAGCCCGGAAUGCCCUGUCAAGGGGAGGACAGGAGUAUUUACAGGAGGGGUGCUCGUCGUUGGAGGAAACUUUACCGUGUCAAUGGACACAUCUUUCAGGCCAAACGUUUCAAUCGAAGAGCCUUUUGUGCAUUUUGCAAUGACCGGAUUUGGGGUUUGGGGCGACAAGGUUUCAAGUGCAUUCAAUGCAAGCUCCUCGUCCAUAAAAAAUGCCACAAACUAGUACAAAUCCCCUGUACAGUCGACCUAGUUGAACAGUCUAUCAGAGAAGAACACAACGGGGAAUCGCCUUUAGUAACAGUAACCUCCAAUAGUGAAAUUAUAUCGGAAAUACGCGACAGGGAGUACCCCGAACCGCCACCAGAUGUGACAGGUGAGUCUGUGGCCGUGGAGGACCCCAACCGGCAGUCGGACGAGCUGGAGGUGGGCUCUCAGCGUCAGUACUCGUUGAACGACUUCGAAUUGAUCCGAGUGAUCGGUCGAGGCUCGUACGCCAAAGUCCUGAUGGUUGAGUUGAAGAAAACCAAGCGUAUUUACGCAAUGAAAGUGAUUAAGAAGGCUUUAGUGACCGACGAUGAGGAUAUCGAUUGGGUGCAGACCGAAAAACACGUCUUCGAAACGGCCUCAAAUCAUCCGUUUUUGGUCGGAUUGCAUUCCUGCUUCCAAACACCGUCUAGGUUGUUUUUCGUUAUUGAGUUUGUCCGUGGUGGCGAUUUGAUGUUUCAUAUGCAAAGACAGCGGCGUUUGCCCGAGGAGCAUGCGCGCUUUUACGCCGCCGAGAUAUCAUUAGCGUUGAAUUUUUUGCAUUGUAAAGGGAUUAUUUACCGCGAUUUGAAACUAGAUAAUGUGUUGUUGGAUCAUGAAGGACACAUUAAAUUGACUGAUUAUGGAAUGUGUAAAGAGGGGAUUAGGCCCGGUGAUACCACUUCGACGUUUUGUGGAACGCCUAAUUAUAUAGCCCCUGAGAUAUUGCGUGGAGAGGAUUAUGGAUUCUCAGUCGAUUGGUGGGCUUUAGGGGUGUUGUUGUAUGAAAUGUUGGCGGGAAGGUCACCGUUUGAUAUUGCGGGAGCGUCAGAAAAUCCCGAUCAAAAUACUGAAGAUUACCUGUUUCAAGUUAUUUUGGAAAAAACUAUUCGGAUUCCAAGAUCAUUGAGCGUCAAAGCGGCCAACGUACUUAAAGGCUUCCUCAAUAAAAACCCAGCGGAUAGACUCGGAUGCACAAGUCAUGACUCCUUCGUCGAAAUCACCAGUCAUCCCUUUUUCAAGAGUAUUGAUUGGGACAUGCUAGAGCAAAAGCAAAUCACUCCUCCGUACCGCCCCCGGCUAGAUUCCGACCGAGACCUGGCCAAUUUCCCUCCAGAAUUUACCGACGAACCCGUACAUCUCACCCCCGACGAUGCGCACGUGAUCGAGAAGAUCGACCAAUCGGAGUUCGAGGGCUUUGAAUAUGUGAAUCCCCUGUUGAUGUCUUUGGAGGAUUGCGUGUGACAUAACGUCAGUUGCGCUCUACACCCCAAUAAUUUACCUCCUCCCCCUCUCCACCGCCACCCCCCACCCAUGUUUCCGCCGCCUCCGCCCCCUCCCGAAAUCGACGAUUACGACGACGCGAGGUUUUUGCAAGUCGACAUGAGGCCAAGUAAGUCGAUCUUGCAAAAUAUUUUCUGCCUUCCUCUCAAUUGAAAAUUGCACUUUAUUAUAUAAAACCGCUAUUCGUUGGUUCUUCCAUUGAUAAAAUAAUGCGAGUGUGGGGAAAUUGCGAAUUUUCCCUCACCGCCUUUCUGUUACCUAGCACAGAACGCAGUAGGUGUUGACGCCUCUAAAAACAAAUCAAUAUUGUUGCAAACAUUAAACAAUAUACUAGAAAAAUUGCCAACGAAGCUUUAUAAUAAUAACCAUAGGGAAAUUUUCUGCACUCUGACUUGAUAGUUGUAAAUACAUUAAAAAAAUUGAUGGGAGAAUAGGUACGUUGGAAUUGAUUGUUUUUUUCUAUGUUCGAUUUAUUAUUGUUAAUGUUUCGAGAAAAGUUUUUUUAAUGUUUUUAUCUUCUGAUGUUCUUUUAGUUAACGACGAUUCCGUUGACUCUUGCACACAUUUCUCUAUCGUAUUAUUGAAUUUAGUAUUAAAAAAUUGAAACAAAUCAUUGACUGAUGUCGUCACAGCAAAACAUUCGUGAUUGUUACUAGAAUUUUGUAUAAUAUAUACAGAUUGAGAAUGACUAUAUAAACAUUUAGAGUAGCUACAAAGAAUAUAUCUCGCUUUACAAACAAUUUAUUAUAGUCAUUGGUAUUCCUUCCAUUUAUUAUUUUUAAGGAGACAGUGUUAAGUAUUAAUUUAUAUCAAUUAAAGUAUUAUUUUCUACAUUCCGCAAUACUUUGGGAACUACAAACAACUAUGUUAGCAUUAUGUUUUCUAGAUUCCGUAUCAAUAUUUGUAUGAUUUAAUAAAGAACUAAACCAGAA